Paraphaeosphaeria sporulosa is the source of this 1233-nucleotide messenger RNA. Its product is annotated as solute carrier family 25 protein. Gene Ontology annotation, molecular function: transmembrane transporter activity. The transcript is spliced from 2 exons. NCBI's taxonomy places the organism in Eukaryota, Fungi, Ascomycota, Dothideomycetes, Pleosporales, Didymosphaeriaceae. The coding region runs from base 315 to 1232 and encodes 305 amino acids. Gene Ontology annotation, biological process: transport. The record is from RefSeq and is a predicted model, not a curated record.
UCGAUCUGAGCCUCACCACACCGUCUGUGCGUCAAUGAUUCACGUCAAACAGUCACACGCCACCUACCAUGAUGGAUCACACACGUGCUGCCACCCUGAAGAUUUGCAUUCCUUUGCAAACGGAAACCCACGUUCAGGUCCGCUUCUAGCCUCCCUGGACCAUGACUUAUUCAUUCCUCAGGCAUGCUCCGGUACGGAUGCACGCAUCCAGUGCCUGAGCCUCGGAUAGUCGCCUGCCUGCCCCACAGUGAGCCUUGGAAACGCGGCGCCAUUGCCCUCAAGACUUCGAAACACCGCACCCUCCGGCACCAAACAUGUCUGCAGAUUUCUGGGCCGGCUAUACCUCAGGCGCUGUAGGCAUCCUUAUCGGGAAUCCUUUGGAUCUCGUGAAGACGCGCCUCCAAGCGGGAAACGCAGCGCCUCAUGCCGAGCCUACGGGUACCGUCAUAGGUCCCGCACCUGCUGCGGAUGUGAGCCCACGGAGCUUUAGACAGCACUUUGACCGUGCGGGAACACUCGUCAAGGGCACCACAGCGCCCCUUCUUGGCUACGGCGCACUCAACGCGAUCCUCUUCAUGACCUACAACCGCACGCUCACACUCCUCCACGACACUCCUGAGCUCCCUACCUCGCUCGCGAAAGUCUGGUGUGCUGGUGCCGCCGGCGGCCUCGCAUCCUUCGUCGUCAGCGCGCCCACAGAGCUGAUAAAGUGCCGCGCACAGGUCUCGACCGAUCAUGCUACCAGCUCGUGGACGGUAGUCAGGGACGUGUGGAAGCGGGAAGGAAUACGCGGGCUCUAUUAUGGUGGUGGCAUAACGAGCAUACGCGAUGCCUUUGGGUAUGGGUGGUAUUUUUGGACAUACGAGUGGAGCAAGCAAGCGGUGAGCUCUCCGACAGACACGGACAGAGACACGGCCAUCAAAGUGCUUCUCUGCGGUGGGUUGGCAGGUGUAGUCACCUGGGCAUCCAUCUUUCCGCUUGAUGUGGUCAAGACCCGCGUCCAGACCCAGUUGAUCAACGCACCACCGCAUGGAGAGAGUGAGACACUGCUGCCGCAUCAAGCGCAUGGAAAGCGACUAAGCACGCUCCAAGUAGCUCGGAACGCUUACCAAGCGGAGGGCGCCCGAGUCUUCUUUCGCGGGCUUGGAAUCUGUAGUAUACGCGCCUUUGUUGUUAACGCGGUCCAGUGGGCUGUCUAUGAAUGGAUGAUGCGCCUGUUACGGCAACCUUGAG